This is a messenger RNA of Diachasma alloeum, 1191 nucleotides long. Its product is annotated as trypsin 3A1. The record is from RefSeq and is a predicted model, not a curated record. Lineage: Eukaryota; Metazoa; Arthropoda; Insecta; Hymenoptera; Braconidae. Bases 104 to 874 code for a protein of 256 amino acids. Gene Ontology annotation, molecular function: serine-type endopeptidase activity. Gene Ontology annotation, biological process: proteolysis. The transcript has 6 exons.
UCGACUAUUGUUUAAGGACGUGUUUAUGCGAAAAGACGUUUCGGCGAUUGUUUUUAACGGCAUAUAAGGCAGGCACGGUGAGAAGUCAGUAGUUUUUUUCAGUAUGGAGCUUCAAAGUGUCUGUCUGCCACUCAUCUUUUCAGGUCUAGUUCCCCUAUUCUUGGAAUGUGAAUCGAUAUCCGGCGGCAUAAAUUUGGACAUAGCUCAGGCGCCUUUCAUGUUGUCCUUGAGGCGAAAUGGGGAGCACGUUUGCGGCGCCGCGGUCAUUAGUCCAGACUGGGGUAUAACGGCUGCGCACUGCUUUCCCCUACCGAAAGCCGCCUUCACCGUGCGAAGCGGCUCGGUCCAGAGGGACAGUGGAGGCAUGCUUCAUGAUGUCACGGAGCGUUUUACGCAUCCGAAGUACGCGAAGAAUAGCCAGGAUUAUGAUAUAGCGGUUUUUAGGGUGGAUCCACCCUUUGAAAUGAGUGAGACAACAGCAGCCAUUGAAUUACCACCGAAGACUAGUGUAGAAUUGAGGACUAGGUGGGCUAGUAUCGCUGGAUGGGGUGCUGUACCGACGCAAGAGGAUGAUAACGAUGCGACUUCAAAGAAUCUGAAAUACGCAUUGGUACCAAGGAUACCGGACGAUAUUUGUGCUGAGAACUACAAAGCCGUGCACGCCUUGACCCCUCGACAGAUAUGUUAUGGGUAUCAGGAAGGGGGAGCUGACACUUGCAAAGGUGAUUCUGGGGGACCUCUCUACAACACUGAUAACAUUCUGAUUGGAAUCACGUCGUGGGGGGAUACCUGUGGCGAGAAAUAUACUCCUGGAGUCUACAUGGAUAUCACCUUAGUAAUGGAUUGGAUCCACAACGUCACCGGUAUUCGAUGAUGUAUUGUGCAUUGCAAGAAAUUUCUCCCAAAAAUUGAAUAAUUUAUUGUUGAGAAAAAUUUAGCAACUGUUACUCAUUAAUAAUUCAUUAAUCAUUUAAUUGUUCUUUAAUGUCUUCGAAAAAUUAAUGAAACGUUUUCUGUCACUGAUUUACUUCCUCAAGUCGGCAGAAAUAUUUUGCUUGAUGUAGCAUUUAUUCAUAGUAUAUUAUUAGAAAAUAUGAUAACAAAAUCGUUAUAUUUAAAAUAAUGAAAUUUUAUUAUCUAUAAUUAAUCAUCAUUAUCACAUUAUGUAAUAAAAAUAUUGUACUUCACAAA